Lachnellula hyalina is the source of this 834-nucleotide messenger RNA. RefSeq names its product Vesicle-associated membrane protein-associated protein. The coding region runs from base 1 to 834 and encodes 277 amino acids. Gene Ontology annotation, molecular function: FFAT motif binding. The record is from RefSeq and is a predicted model, not a curated record. Gene Ontology annotation, cellular component: endoplasmic reticulum membrane; plasma membrane. The transcript is spliced from 7 exons. Lineage: Eukaryota; Fungi; Ascomycota; Leotiomycetes; Helotiales; Lachnaceae. Gene Ontology annotation, biological process: endoplasmic reticulum membrane organization.
AUGUCCGUCGAAAUUGAUCCCCAGGAGCUUGGUUUUGUUCGAGGAGAGGAGGGCGUUCCUAAUCUGUUUACAGGCCCCUUCACCACCGAGGUGUCGCAAAACCUCAAGAUCAGAAACCCUAAUUCCACCCCUGUUGCUUUCAAGGUCAAGACUACCGCGCCUAAACAAUACUGUGUCCGCCCCAACUCCGGCCGAAUCGAGCCAGGAAAGGAGGUCGAGGUCUCUGUCCUUCUCCAGGCAAUGAAACAGGAGCCCCCUUUGGAUGCGAAAUGCAGAGACAAAUUCUUAGUCCAGUCCGUAGCAGUGACUGCUGAUAAGGAGUUCACAAACACCGGCUCAAUCCAUGUUGACGACGCCGACAAGGCAUCUGUCCAAGAGAAGAAGAUCCGAGUCGUGUACCUACAACCACAUGGCCUAGCCGCAACUUCAACACCUCUCCGACAAAGCAUAAGCGGCCCGAACGGCGCGGACACCCCCGACACCGCACCCCCCGCCUAUAGUAACCAACGCAGUCCCUCCCCCGAACAAACAUUCACCCCCGAAACGACCUCCCGCCGCAGUCUCGCGCCAUCGAUCAAGCUCGAAGAAUCGCCCGCCCCAGCAGCCACCUACGAUGAGAUCAAAGCCAAGCUGGCCGAAGCACAAGCUACAAUCGCAUCAUACACGCAGGAAGGCGGUGUGCGACUGAGAAAGGUAGCCAACGGUGAGACGAGCAAUGAGACGGUUAAUGAGCUGGCGCACAAGAUGCAGGCCAGUGCGAGUCAAGGAGUGCCCUUACAGAUUGUGGCUGCGCUGUGUCUGCUGAGCUUUCUUCUGGCUUAUGUUUUCUUUUGA